Mizuhopecten yessoensis (Yesso scallop) is the source of this 1035-nucleotide messenger RNA. RefSeq names its product GATA zinc finger domain-containing protein 14-like. NCBI's taxonomy places the organism in Eukaryota, Metazoa, Mollusca, Bivalvia, Pectinida, Pectinidae. The record is from RefSeq and is a predicted model, not a curated record. The transcript has 2 exons. Bases 1 to 1035 code for a protein of 344 amino acids.
AUGGAUGUUGCCCCUCCUCUACAUGAGCCUCCAUGCAAAGCAAUUACCCUUCCUCCUUGUCUUCAGCUCCAAGUUCUCAUCCCUGUGGACAACCAAAAAAGGGAUGAGAACAGGGACAACCACAGGGAUGAGAACAGGGACAACCACAAGGAUGAGAACAGGGACAACCACAGGGAUGAGAACAGGAACAACCACAGGGAUGAGAACAGGAACAACCACAGGGAUGAGAACAGGAACAACCACAGGGAUGAGAACAGGGACAACCACAGGGAUGAGAACAGGGACAACCACAGGGAUGAGAACAGGGACAACCACAGGGAUGAGAACAGGGACAACCACAGGGAUGAGAACAGGGACAACCACAGGGAUGAGAACAGGGACAACCACAGGGAUGAGAACAGGGACAACCACAGGGAUGAGAACAGGGACAACCACAGGGAUGAGAACAGGGACAACCACAGGGAUGAGAACAGGGACAACCACAGGGAUGAGAACAGGGACAACCACAGGGAUGAGAACAGGGACAACCACAGGGAUGAGAACAGGGACAACCACAGGGAUGAGAACAGGGACAACCACAGGGAUGAGAACAGGGACAACCACAGGGAUGAGAACAGGGACAACCACAGGGAUGAGAACAGGGACAACCACAGGGAUGAGAACAGGGACAACCACAGGGAUGAGAACAGGGACAACCACAGGGAUGAGAACAGGGACAACCACAGGGAUGAGAACAGGGACAACCACAGGGAUGAGAACAGGGACAACCACAGGGAUGAGAACAGGGACAACCACAGGGAUGAGAACAGGGACAACCACAGGGAUGAGAACAGGGACAACCACAGGGAGGAGAGCAGGGACAACCACAGGGAUGAGAACAGGGACAACCACAGGGAUGAGAACAGGGACAACCACCGGGAUGAGAUCAGGGACAACCACAGGGAUGAGAACAGGGACAACCACAGGGAUGAGAACAGGGACAACCACAGGGAGGAGAGCAGGGACAACCACAGGGAGGAGAACUUAUACAGUUAA